Brassica napus (rape) is the source of this 2926-nucleotide messenger RNA. Its product is annotated as probable xyloglucan galactosyltransferase GT11. The transcript has 2 exons. Gene Ontology annotation, molecular function: glycosyltransferase activity. Bases 172 to 2190 code for a protein of 672 amino acids. The record is from RefSeq and is a predicted model, not a curated record. Lineage: Eukaryota; Viridiplantae; Streptophyta; Magnoliopsida; Brassicales; Brassicaceae.
ACACUCUCACAAUCUCACAUCUCGCACACAGCCUCCACUCCGGGUCUGAAUCUACAAGAGAUCCAUUUUUACCUGAAAUCUCUCAUUCAUACUCAGAAUCAUCACAUCCUUUCGCGGUUUCUUUAGCCACACGCAACAAAUCAGGGUUUUGAGGUGAGAUUUGGCCAAUGCAUGAGAAAACCACAAAGGAAAAGACCCAUGGCGAUGGACAAGUCGAGUUCAAAGUACAGAACAUAUUUUUGGUACGUGGCAAUGGUCUCUUUCCUCCUCUGGCUUGUCUUGCUUUACCUUUUUAACUCCUCCGUAAAAACCGUUCAUAACCACGAGAGAUUGUUCCGGCAAGAAAACGUGAUCGAUCUCCCCGUCCACGUCUCACAACAAAACCAUGAAUCCGACCAAGCUGUUGUCUCAAACGUCGACAACAUCACUGUUCCUGUUACCGGCAAUGGUUCCUCUCAAGAGGUUCAGAUUUCGGAAGAUGCCAAGGUUGUGUCUGAUCUCGUUGAGGAACUUGAGAAAGAAGACGUUGAGAAUGUGAAGAAGAGAGGUGAUACGGCUUGGAGUCGUCGGUCCACGAGGUCUAGGGGAAGACAUCGUGAGUCACGAAGGACGAGAUCUUCGGAUAAGAGAAUGGUUCGACCUAAUAAUGACGACGAGAACAAUGUGGAUAAUAGUGAUGAAAAUCAUCAAUCACUCGACAAGGAACCGAACUUUUUCGAGCCUAGGAACGAUGUUACAUCAAAGAAAGAGCGAGUUGAUGACAAUAACGUUGUGGAGAGUAAGCAAAACACGUCGAAUAAUAAUAUUUCCAAGGUCAACAGCAGAAUAAGCGCCAAGAGGAACCAACCUAAAGUUGUGGUACGGCCAAGAGUAACGCGACGUAACGAUCCAUGUCGAGGGAAAUACGUUUACAUGCACGAUGUUCCAUCUUUAUUCAAUGAAGAGCUUCUCAAGAACUGUUGGACGUUGAGUAGGUGGACCGAUAUGUGCGAGUUAACAUCGAACUUCGGUUUAGGCCCUCGUCUACCAAACAUGGAGGGGGUUUCCGGCUGGUUCGCCACGAAUCAAUUCACAUUGGAAGUGAUAUUCCACAACAGGAUGAAGCAGUACAAGUGCUUGACCAAAGACUCUUCUCUUGCUUCUGCUGUGUAUGUACCUUACUAUCCGGGUUUAGACUUGAUGAGGUUUCUGUGGGGACCGUUCCCAUCCAUGAGAGAUGCGGCGGCGCUUGAUUUGAUGAAGUGGCUUAGGGAGAGACAAGAGUGGAAGAGAAUGGACGGUCGAGAUCAUUUCAUGGUGGCUGGUCGCACCACUUGGGACUUUAUGCGUACACCAGGGAAUGAAUCCGAUUGGGGAAACAGGUUAAUGAUCUUACCAGAAAUAAGAAACAUGACGAUGUUACUAAUCGAAUCAAGCCCAUGGAACUACCACGGAUUCGCAGUUCCUUACCCGACCUACUUCCACCCUUCAACCAACGCAGAGAUUCUCCAAUGGCAGAACCGCAUGAGAAGAAUCAAACGCCGUUACCUAUUCUCCUUCGUAGGUGCACCGCGUCCAAACCUCGGUGACAGCAUAAGAAGCGAGAUCAUGGACCAAUGCAAAGCUUCCAGAAGAAAAUGCAAGCUUCUUGAAUGCGUCUCGGGCUCUCAAAAAUGCUACAAACCCGACCAGAUCAUGAAGUUCUUCCUGAGCUCAACGUUCUGCCUCCAACCACCGGGUGACUCCUACACUAGACGGUCCACAUUCGACUCUAUUUUAGCCGGUUGUAUACCGGUUUUCUUCCAUUCGGGGUCGGCUUACGCGCAGUACAUCUGGCAUUUACCGAAAGAUAUCAGUAAAUAUUCAGUUUUUAUACCGGGGAAGAAUGUUAAAGAAGGUAAAGCGAGCAUAGAGAGGGUUUUGAGUAGGAUACCGAAGGCGAAAGUUGUGGCGAUGAGAGAAGAAGUGAUAAAGUUGAUACCGAGGUUGAUGUAUUUUAACCCUUCGGGUAAGAGAGGAGACGCGGGGAGGUUUGAAGAUGCGUUUGAUGUGGCUGUGGAAGGGGUGUUAGGGAGAGUGGAGGGGUUAAGGAAGAGGAUUGAGGAAGGGAAUGAAGAGAUUUUUGAUUUUCCGGAGAGGUUUUCUUGGAAGUAUAAUGUGUUUGGGAAUGUUGAGAAGCAUGAGUGGGAUUCUUACUUUGUUAGGCGUUGAGUGAUUGAUAUUAGAUUGUGUUCUUUUGUUUUUUGUUGGGAGAGAAAUGAAUGUAGUUGUUGUGAUUGUCAUGGUAGAAAUGUCCCAAGGCCGUAUUUUUUUUAUCUGGUUUUGUUAGGUUAACAAAAUUUCAAGGCAUGUUAAAUUUUUGUCUUAAUGUUCUGAGUUUUAGUUGUGACUUGAAAAAAUGUUCAACAAGAAUAACAAAAGAAAAAGCAAAUCUGAGUUGAUGUUCUGUAAAAAAAAAAUUUUGGCUGUAGAAUUAGUAAUGUGAUCAGAUAAAAUAAUACUAUAAGUUCUUGAUUAAGCAUUUUACUGCUAUAUUUAACUAUUACUGUUUUUGUUGUUAAACUAAACAUCAAAGCGUCUGUAGUCCAACGGUUAGGAUAAUUGCCUUCCAAGCAAUAGACCCGGGUUCGACUCCCGGCAGACGCAUUUAAUUUCCCCUUCAGUCAUUUUUUUUUCUUUGAUUCGCUUUCUGUGGUGUAAGAUCUAUUGAAACAUUUUCUUGAUUAUCUUUAUACAGAAUCAGGUGGAAAUGGUUCGAUACCAGUGAUUUCUUAACCAAAAUAUAGAGAAACCCUGGAAAAAAUUACCCUUUUGUAGCAUAAACACAUAAUACUUAAAUUUAUUAAACAGAUAAAAAAGAGUAAGUAGACAAAACUAAAGCAAAACCCCACAAGAUGUACCAAUGCUAGUUCCCAUCUUAAGAAACACAAAAGCAUCAAGAGCAGCG